AUGGCAUGGCAUCUACUUCAGGUGUCUAAGGAUAUUGAGGAGUACACCAUGAGCAGUGAUCUGCAUAACUUCCACCGCACAAGGAGAUACCGCGGUGAACUAAACGCGAUGUUGGAGCUCGAUAUCCCGCUGGACAACAUUUUUCAUCCUCGUCCCCAGCUAAUGUCUUGGAGGAACAAGCUGGACGACAAAUUCGAUCGGUACUGGACAAUCUUGGGAAAACAAGGCUACCAUAUACGACAGCAGGAUGCCGACAAAGACCAGACCAAGACCCAACCAUCUUAA
Molecule: messenger RNA, 285 nt
Organism: Penicillium roqueforti
Lineage: Eukaryota; Fungi; Ascomycota; Eurotiomycetes; Eurotiales; Aspergillaceae
Exons: 2
Coding region: 1-285 (94 amino acids)
Source: RefSeq, a predicted model, not a curated record